AUGGCUGCCAACCAAAGAGACGGGGCUAACAACAAUAAUGGUCAAAAUCACAUCACUCAGGACCAAAAUGUGCGAGCAUUAAGAGAUUAUGUGUUCCCUGCUGUCACAGGAAUGCACUCGUGCAUUAGACCGCCGACUGUUACUGCCAAUAACUUUGAGAUUAAGCCGGCGAUGAUACAAAUGGUUCAUAAUUCUGUCCAGUUUGGUGGUCUCCCCAAUGAGGAUCCUAACUUGCACAUAGUGAACUUCCUUGAGCUAUGUGCAACGUUCAAGUUUAAUGGGGUAAGCGAUGAUGCAAUAAAAUUGAGACUGUUCCCUUUCUCACUAAGGGACAGGGCAAAAAGUUGGCUUAUUUCUCUACAGGCCAACUCAAUCAAUACAUGGGAGGAUCUAGCUCAGAAGUUUCUCUCCAAGUUCUUUCCUCUUGCAAAAGUUGCCAAGUUAAGGGGGGAAAUCAAUAACUUCUAUCAGAAUGAGGGAGAGUCAUUGUACGAUGCUUGGGAAAGAUUCAAAGACCUACUUAGGAAAUGCCCUCAUCACGGUAUUGAGAAGUGGAUGUUAGUCCAUAAUUUUUAUAAUGGGUUGUGCGGUACUACUCGCACUAUCAUAGAUGCACCAGCAGGUGGGGCUUUCAUGAGUAAAGGGGCUGAUGAGGCCUAUGAAUUAUUAGAAGAGAUGGUUGCUUCAUUGACAAAGAAGUUGCAACAAAACAAGAUAUCAGCUCAAGCCCAGGCUAUACAGAUGCAAUCAGGGCGUGAAUUAUGUGGAGGGCCUCAUUUGUAUGAACAGUGUACAGUGGCCAACAUGUAUGGUAGUAUGCGAGUUGAUCAGGCUCAAGUACAGGCAGUUGGUAAUUUUCAGAGGCCAUAUCAAAACCCGUUCUCCAACACUUACAAUCCUGGGUGGAGAAAUCACCCAAAUUUCUCAUGGAGAAACAAUCAAGGUCAACAGUCACAGUUUCAAGGGCCAUACCAGCAGAACAUGUCACAACAGCCUAUGAAUCAAGCCUCAUCGUCACACCAGCCUAGGCCACAAGAUCAACUAGAAAAGCCUAAUGAUUUGCAAGCAGCUUUGUUGACUCUCACUAAUACUCAGACUCAAUUCAAGAUUGAGACCAGAUCCUCUAUUCAAAACCUUGAGACACAAGUGGGUCAGUUGGUCAACAUGCUUAAUAACAGACCGCAAGGGAAUUUGCCUAGUAAUACUGUAGUAAAUCCUAAGGAGAACUAUCAAGCAAUUUCCUUGAGGAGUGGUAAGUAA
Messenger RNA from Humulus lupulus (European hop), 1260 nucleotides. RefSeq lists its product as uncharacterized. NCBI's taxonomy places the organism in Eukaryota, Viridiplantae, Streptophyta, Magnoliopsida, Rosales, Cannabaceae. The coding region runs from base 1 to 1260 and encodes 419 amino acids. The transcript is spliced from 2 exons. The record is from RefSeq and is a predicted model, not a curated record.